AUGACAACGUUAGCAACGUCACGUCUAUUGUUGCCACCGCCGCCACAAUUGUUACCCAUUUUGUCCGCUGCCGCCGCGUUGUCGUCGGAAACGUUGGCGCACAAAAUGCAUCCGGAUAAAUUAUUAAUGCAUGCGCAUGGAGUGACAAGUCCACGAUUGUGUCCCACCGGUCAGUUGAUGGUCAAAGCUACACCACCACCACCAUCUAUAUCAAGUGACAGUCCGUUGCAAUAUCCGGCAACAAUUGCCGAUGACGAUGAACUGACAGGUGACAUGAAUGACGAAGUGGCAAGUGUGUGUGACAGUGAAGAUAGUGAACUGUCAGUUGGACAGGAAAACUGUGAUAGAAGUAAUAAUAAUUUGAUAUCUUCAGCUGACAGUGGUUGUGUAUCACGACCAUCGUCGGUGAACGGAAAUAACCGAUUAACGGAGGAAUUAAUUGAUCCAUUUGCAAUGGCUGCCCUUCGAAUACCUGCAGCAGCCGCAGUAGCAGCAUCAAGUGUGCCUAUUGUCCGGCCAAGUCCUACACGAUUUCAAGAGGAAUUUUUAAGAAAAUCACAUAUUUAUGCUGAAGAAUUGAUGAAGCAACAAAUGCAAUUUAUGGCUGCAGCACGGGCGAGUGCGUUUUCGCUGCGACAUUCGGCGAAUACCGAGCAGGUGACGGAAAAUAUCAAUAAUUUUUCCGGCAUCCAUUCUCACCUGUCAGCGAUAUCGAAAAUGACACAAAUGUCACAGAUGGCAGCGCAAAAUGGUGGCGGUGAAUCGGCUUUGAGUAAACUGACCGCAUUCGGAUUGGUCGCUCAAUCGGCGGCUUCGGCGAAUUCGUCAGCGUCGAGCUUAAAUCAGCUGCAGCAACAAAUGCAAGCUCAUCUGCCAUUUAUGAAUAAUAACAUCCAUGAGCCGAGUUUGAAGUUUAGCAUAGACAAUAUUUUGAAAGCGGAUUUCGGUCGGCGGAUAACCGAUCCGCUGAAUAAGCUUGGUGGGGGUGGUAAUGGGGGAGCGGGAGGCUCUUCGCGAGCAAGAAAUAACAAAAGGGCGGAUAAAAAUUUAUCAUCAGCAACCAGUGCCAAAGUUGUCGGUGGCGUCGGUAAUGCAGUCGCUACAGCGACAACUGGAACGCCAAUAGAUUUGACAAGCGUUUGUAAUAAUGUGGGGGUGGCGUCAGCGACAGCGACGUCAUCCCUUAUAAGCAAUCACUGCACUAAUAGCAAUGAUUCAACGAGUACAGUAUUUAGUAGUAACUACAGUACCCCAGUGAAAUCGCCAACGAGUGCGUCCAGUGCAACAACAAAUGCGGCAUCACCGUCGGAAACGGGAGCGGGAGCUGAUAAUUCAGCUGAAGCUUGUGGCAGUGGGAAUGCGAGUACGAGUUCGGGCAGCGGAAAUGGUGGUUCCGGCUCAAAUGGACCAAUAGUUUGGCCAGCGUGGGUUUAUUGUACUCGAUAUAGUGAUCGACCUAGUUCAGGUUAG
This is a messenger RNA of Episyrphus balteatus (marmalade hoverfly), 1470 nucleotides long. Its product is annotated as homeobox protein invected-like. Gene Ontology annotation, molecular function: DNA-binding transcription factor activity, RNA polymerase II-specific; RNA polymerase II cis-regulatory region sequence-specific DNA binding. Gene Ontology annotation, biological process: regulation of transcription by RNA polymerase II; neuron differentiation. The record is from RefSeq and is a predicted model, not a curated record. The transcript has a single exon. Gene Ontology annotation, cellular component: nucleus. Lineage: Eukaryota; Metazoa; Arthropoda; Insecta; Diptera; Syrphidae. The coding region runs from base 1 to 1470 and encodes 489 amino acids.